CAUCCUGAGGGGAGGUAAUUUGCACGGAUCAAGGGGGCAAGGCGCCGCAAAGUAUAAAUACUGUGACUUCAAUAGAGGAUCACCAGCAGGUUCCCAACUCCGCUACCAAAGGAGGAGGAAUUGGCUGAGAAGAUAUAUCUUCGUAUAUUUUUUUCCACCUUCAUUCACAGUUGGCUGCAUCACCUUGUAUCAUUUUCAAGGGGCUGACUUUAAAACGAGCCACAUCAUUGAUGUCUUAAGCUGUCGAGGAGCAAAGGGAGAGUGUAUGUGUGUGUGUGAGUGUGUGACAGUGUGUGAGUGAAUGUGUGAUUUUUUUCCUUUUUUUUUCCUCGAAGAGGAGAGGAAACAGUGAUGGAAGAGCUCACUGCUUUCGUGUCCAAGUCUUUCGAUCAGAAAGUGAAGGAGAAGAAGGAAGUGAUAACGUACAGGGAGGUGUUGGAAACCGGAGCAAUGCGCGCAGGAAGCAGGGAGUCUUUAUCCGCGGAACCGGGAAGCCGAGAGGACGCGGCCGCCGUUACGCGGAACGUUGCGCUGUCGCCGGGCAGGGAAACGGACAUGCUCGGCCCGGACAGAAUCAGAGACAGCGGGAGCCCCAAAGUCAUUGACGGCACCACGGACGUGAAAGACAGGAAAGAGGACUCGAAGCCCUUAGAGGAUGAGACACAAACAAAGAUCAAACAGAGAAGAAGUCGGACUAAUUUCACAUUAGAGCAGCUCAAUGAGCUGGAGCGGCUCUUCGAUGAAACCCACUACCCGGAUGCCUUUAUGCGGGAGGAGCUAAGCCAGCGACUGGGACUGUCGGAGGCCCGAGUGCAGGUUUGGUUCCAGAAUAGAAGAGCCAAAUGUAGAAAGCAGGAGAACCAGUUGCACAAAGGAGUCCUGAUUGGAGCAGCGAAUCAGUUUGAAGCUUGUCGUGUAGCACCAUAUGUCAACGUCGGGGCUUUACGGAUGCCAUUCCAACAGGAUAGUCAUUGCAACGUGCCGCCCUUCUCCUUUCAGGUGCAGGCGCAGCUGCAACUGGACAGCGCCGUGGCCCACGCGCAGCACCACCUGCACUCGCACCUGGCUGCGCAUGCGCCCUACAUGAUGUUCCCCGCGCCACCGUUCGGACUCCCGCUGGCCACGCUUGCGGCGGAGUCCGCCUCCGCCGCCUCCGUGGUCGCCGCCGCCGCGGCAGCCAAAAACACCAGCAAGAACUCCAGCAUCGCCGACCUGAGACUGAAGGCCAAAAAGCACACGGCCGCUUUGGGACUGUGACGCCAUGGAGACGCCAGGACACGAGGCGUGGACACCGUCCGGCACUGAACAAAAACCCUCACAAAGUGGACCCCCCCCCCAACAAAUAUUCCUGGGACAAACUGAAAAAAAAUCCGUUAGCCAUGGACGUAUUAAUUUAUGCUUUGUAAAUGAAGGAGGAGGAGAAUAAAGAAUAAAUAUAGGCUAUUUAUGAAAUAGAGAGGACAAUGACAAAAAUAGCCUCCAUUUUUUUUAUUUCAAGCCAAAAAGAGUGGCUUCAUGCACCAGGAGGAGCCUGCUCUGCAGACACAUGGCUGAAGAGGCCGGUGGGACACCCUGAGGAGGCGCAUGAAGGAGGAGGAGGAGGAGGAGGAAGCAGCUGGCACGGUCGAUACUUUGUCAAACAAAGCGAACCACUCUGCAGUUGUACUGUUCGUGUUCGGUUUUAACGUGAUAUUAUUGUUGCUCUGAUUCUACUUCGUUCAUAAAGAGGCUGGCCUCAUCAUAUUUCAAAAAACAAACAAAAAAACUUUCUCUGCAAAAGGACGGAGAGGGAAACCUUUGGCAAAUAAAAAGACAACUUAGGAGUUGUUCCUUCUUCUGUUUCAUGUCCAGUUUGGAGGAAAGAAAAAAAAAAACAAUGCCUCUGCGGUGUUUGCAUGAGUUUGUGAGCCACCUUUCCCCCCGUUUGGUCCCGUCUCCUCUGUCCUUUUAACGCGUGAAUGUUGGGGCCUGCGUGACCUUCUCCUUGGACCUUUUUGGCCAACAGACGUGAGGUUGUGAGACACGCACAGGCUUUGUUAAACGUGACCAUACUUCCAUUCAUAUUAACAAACUGAUGUCCUUUUGAAGGAGUCACAGCCAACAACAACAACACUUAGGGGAGUUAGGUUUACGCAAACCGGUACGGGCACCUGUAAGAUAUGUUAAUACACAAGAAACAUGCAUUAUUUUUUAUUAUUUAGUGGCUUUAUGAAUGCCUUGUGGGAAAUUUGAUCCUUUUUUAAAAACUUUGUUUCUGUGUAAUAAAUUCACGUGCUUAGCCGAUGUAAUUUUGAUGUUUUUUUAAAAUAAAAAUCUCACCUGAGGCAGGGGUUUCUUAAAAAAAAAGAAAGAGUAUUCAUGAAAUUGUUUUACUUUUUUCCAUAACAUGUGAGACGUGAAUUAACGAAAUGUCUUUCGUUCUCAUAAUAAAUCAACUAAAGUUUCUUAAAUGAGUUGACUUUUUUAUUUUUUUAACAAUUCAAUCGUUUUUUUAACAAAUUAUUAUUACUAUUAUUAUGAUUAUUUUUAUUAUUAGUGUUGUUGUCGUUAUACCACCGAGAGGAACUGAUCUUAAAUAAUUCAUGACUUUAGCUGGAGCUCUUUUGAUAACGUCACUGUUGUGACAGGCCCGUUUAGUCGCGAACAUUGCUGUCUGUUGCUGCGCCAAAAACCGAUGCAUUAUUCAUUGUUCGGUUUGGAGGGCUUGUACUUGAGGGCUGAUCAUUUCUAAUACCAACUAAACGGCCAGAUAAAGGACAAAUCUACCGGAUGAAUUAAAAAAUAUCCACUUUUGAAACAUUCAAAAAUAUAUUCUUUGGACAAAAAGUUUUUUAAAAAUCGUUUUUAAGGCUUUUCAUUAUUUUUUAACAAAUGUUACAGAAAAUACGAUUCAAAACUAACAACAGUAAACUCAUAAUUAGUUUAAAAACACAUGUAUUUAGUUAACAUUAAUUAUAGCCCUUAAACAAAUACAUUUAGCACAUUUUAAAUAGAUAAUGUCAAUAAUUCUGAAUACAAAAGUGCUCUGAUUUUGAUGUAAUACUUUUUGCUUUUUUUUAUUUUCGAAAAGUGGAUGAUAUGAAAUAUAUGUAAAGUUUAUCACCACUAAUACAAUGAAUGUUUUUACCUGCAUCUAAAAAUGAUCUAAUUCGCUUCCUAACAUGUUAACCGCCUCUAUUGAACAUUUAAUAAACACCUGACACAAGAGCGUAUAAUUAUAGGAAUCCAGCUCCCAUUAGCUCUCCAAUCUUUCCACAAACACAAUGUCUUAAGCUAUUAAUUAAUACUGAUUUCACCGAGACUGUAGACGGGUCCACAGUGUUUGCGCACCUCAGCGUUUGGGGCAGGAUUUAGACGCCAAAAGUAUUGAAUUAUCGAUUCGGAGCCUCGCCAGUAAUGGAGGGCAUGGAAGUGUGUGUGGGAAGGAAACCGCUGAGCGGGAGUGCGCGUGCUGUCCUUCGUUGGAACACAUGCACUGGGGUCGGGGGCGCGCAAAUCCUGGACUGUCCCAUAAAAAAAUAAAUACUCCCAAUCCCAUGCAGUAACAUCAAAUUGUUCAGUUUUCUUUACUAACAGUUUGGAGAAAUUAUAAUAAUUAAAAUUGCACUGUCUUUGGAUUUUGACAACACAAUUUGAAUAAUACAACUAUGUUUUAAGUGGAUUAAAAUGUCCUAAAGC
Molecule: messenger RNA, 3678 nt
Organism: Oryzias latipes (Japanese medaka)
Lineage: Eukaryota; Metazoa; Chordata; Actinopteri; Beloniformes; Adrianichthyidae
Gene: shox2
Product: shox homeobox 2
Biological process (GO): regulation of transcription by RNA polymerase II
Cellular component (GO): nucleus
Molecular function (GO): DNA-binding transcription factor activity, RNA polymerase II-specific; sequence-specific double-stranded DNA binding
Source: RefSeq, a predicted model, not a curated record